CUAAAAGGCAGCUCCCUCUGAGAAGAUGCUCACUCCCCUCGUCUCUGCUAUCCUGCUUGCAUCUGACUCCUCCCUCCUGCAGCUCGGAACAGCGCAGGGUGAACCCAACAGCCUCUCAUUUCUACUAUGUUUCUCCCCGAGCUACUAGAGCUUGAACAUACCUGAUACUCUGCCUUCGUUUCAGCUGAACUCGUGAGUAAGGCACAUUGCCUGAUAUCUGUCAAAAGUGAACGGCAUGUUAUUACCUGAAGAGCCUAAAUUAACCAUCUUUCAGUACUGAAAGGAUUCUGAAGAACUGCAUUUUUUUCAGUACCUUUGAUACUUCGUCGUUGCCUGAUUUUUCAAGAGCAUGAGUUGUUCUGAUUACCAAGGGUGCUUUCGCCUGAAUAUUUCUUCAUCAGGUGCCACAAAAGAGAGUCUAGGAAAACAAAGAAACUUGUGAUGUGGAGCUAACAGUUCUGGUUUCAGCUAGUGAAAACUUGCAGAGUCAGUGAGAAGGCAAAGAAAAAAAUUUGCCAAGGACAAUGUCGGUAACACCUAGUAAUUUGUCACUCAAUGGGACGAGCUUCUUUGCUGAAAAUCGUAGCAUUAUGGAUAAGCCUAGCGAGCAGAGAACUUUGAAUGUCUUUCUAUUCUGCUUGACUUUUAUCAUUGCAUCUACAGCAUUUCUGGGCAGCAUUUAUUCACUGGUUUCCCUGCUCAAAAUGCAAAACAAAACCACGGUUUCAAUGAUUGUGACCUCUUUGUCAAUAGAUGAUUUCAUCAGCAUUGGGCCAGUGAUUAUUUUCAUGCUCACCCAGUGGUCAAGUGAUGACCCCCCCCAGCCUCUGUGCACCACCUCAGCGCUUAUAUAUUUAUUCCAGGGCAUUUCUAGCAACCUGAAAGGAUCUCUUAUAGUUUCUUACAACUUCUACACCAUCAACAAAACUGAGACGAUGAGCUGCAGCACUUCCAAGCGGCAAGUAAGCAUGGUAUGGGCCAUUCUUACCAUUUGGAUUGUCAGUUUGCUGAUCUGCAUUUUGCCUCUCUGUGGUUGGGGCAAGUACAUCCCUACCUCCUGGGGCUGCUUCACUGACUGUGCCAGCUCCUACAUCUUGUUUUUAUUUAUUGUCUACUCGCUGUGCUUUUGCCUCCUCACAGUGCUGUCUGUUCCUCUGACUUACCAGCUGUUGUGCUCAGAUGAGCAACAGCUAUUACACAUUGAUUACCAGGAAAUCUCUCGAGGCUACGUCACCCCUGGGACGCCUGCAGGCUGCAGUACUGCUACCCCGCCUCUGUCACCGGUGGGCCCUGUGGAUAAAACCCUGAAGCAUCUCCAAAAUCCAUGUCCAAGCUCAGAAGCAGUUUUUAGGAAAGGUGUGGCUGAAAGCGGUGCACUCGAGCCUCGCUGCAUGAACAGCAUACAGAGCAGGAGCUUCGUGGUGGGCUUUGCCCAGAAACGAUUCUCGCUGAUUCUUGCAUUGACAAAAGUCCUUCUCUGGCUUCCUAUGAUGAUACAGAUGGUUGUCCAGCACAUCACUGGUUUUCAAAGCCUUUUAUUUGAGACUCUGACUUUGCUGGCUGCCACGGUCACCCCAGUAUUUGUCCUGUCAGAACGCUGGAUCCACCUGCCCUGUGGCUGCAUCAUUAAUUGCAGGAGGAAUUCAUAUGCAGUGUCUUCAGAAGAACUCAAAACCAAACGUAGGGGUUUCGAAUUCAACCUGUCAUUCCAGCAAGGCUAUGGAAUCUACAAAAUAUCCCAUGAAAACCACCACCACCACCACCACGACG
Cariama cristata (Red-legged seriema) is the source of this 1770-nucleotide messenger RNA. RefSeq names its product G protein-coupled receptor 149 (gene GPR149). NCBI's taxonomy places the organism in Eukaryota, Metazoa, Chordata, Aves, Cariamiformes, Cariamidae. The record is from RefSeq and is a predicted model, not a curated record. Gene Ontology annotation, biological process: neuropeptide signaling pathway. Gene Ontology annotation, molecular function: G protein-coupled receptor activity; neuropeptide binding. Gene Ontology annotation, cellular component: neuron projection; membrane.